Corvus hawaiiensis (hawaiian crow) is the source of this 3732-nucleotide messenger RNA. It is a transcript of the gene SLC11A2, whose product is annotated as solute carrier family 11 member 2. The record is from RefSeq and is a predicted model, not a curated record. Gene Ontology annotation, molecular function: manganese ion transmembrane transporter activity; cadmium ion transmembrane transporter activity; iron ion transmembrane transporter activity. The coding region runs from base 16 to 1788 and encodes 590 amino acids. Gene Ontology annotation, cellular component: plasma membrane. NCBI's taxonomy places the organism in Eukaryota, Metazoa, Chordata, Aves, Passeriformes, Corvidae. The transcript is spliced from 16 exons. Gene Ontology annotation, biological process: metal ion transport.
GAGCGCAGCAGAGCCAUGCCCACCAAACCCACCCCUGGCUGCGAGCUGGCCAAUGUGUCCAAUAUAAAACAGCUCCCGGAGCACAGGAAGGGCUGCACCAUGGGGAACUCGGACAUGGAGCGGAAGGCGUCCUACGAGGAUGUCUCUGGGGAGUCUGGGGGCCUCGGGGGGGUCGUCAGCACCAUCUCCAGCAGCAGGAGCCCCCUGCAGCCCCCCGACGCCGACGAGGGGGAGCCGUUCAGCACCUACUUUGACAGCAAGAUCCCGAUCCCCGAGGAUGAGACGCAUUCCUGCUUCAGCUUCCGCAAGCUGUGGGCGUUCACGGGGCCGGGCUUCCUGAUGAGCAUCGCCUACCUCGACCCCGGCAACAUCGAGUCUGACCUGCAGUCCGGGGCCGUCGCGGGCUUCAAGCUCCUGUGGGUGCUCAUGCUGGCCACGAUCAUCGGGCUGCUGCUGCAGCGGCUGGCAGCGCGGCUGGGCGUGGUCACGGGGCUGCACCUGGCCGAGGUCUGCCACCGCCAGUACCAGAAGUUCCCUCGGAUCAUCCUGUGGCUGAUGGUGGAACUCGCCAUCAUCGGCUCCGACAUGCAGGAGGUCAUCGGUUCAGCCAUCGCCAUCAACCUGCUCUCCAUGGGGAAGAUCCCGCUCUGGGGGGGAGUGCUCAUCACCAUCGCUGACACCUUCGUUUUCCUCUUCCUCGACAAAUACGGCCUGCGGAAGCUGGAGGCGUUUUUUGGGCUCCUGAUCACCAUCAUGGCCCUGACCUUCGGAUAUGAGUACAUCACAGUGAAGCCCAACCAGGAGAAGCUGCUGCAGGGGCUGUUCAUCCCCUACUGCCGGGACUGCGGCACGCCGCAGCUGGAGCAGGCCGUGGGCAUCGUGGGUGCCGUCAUCAUGCCCCACAACAUGUACCUGCACUCUGCCCUCGUCAAGUCCCGGCAGGUGAACCGCGCCGACAAGCGCGAGGUGCGAGAGGCCAACAAGUAUUUCUUCAUCGAGUCGUGCAUCGCGCUCUUCGUCUCCUUCAUCAUCAACAUCUUCGUGGUGACCGUCUUUGCCGAGGCCUUCUUCAACAAGACCAAUGCCGACGUGUACCAGGUCUGUGCCAAUUCCAGCAGCCCCCACUCCUCGCUCUUCCCCAACAACAACCAGACACUGGAGGUGGACAUCUACAAGGGGGGCGUUGUCCUGGGGUGCUACUUCGGCCCUGCUGCCCUCUACAUCUGGGCCAUUGGGAUCCUGGCGGCCGGGCAGAGCUCCACCAUGACGGGCACCUACUCGGGCCAGUUCGUCAUGGAGGGCUUCCUGAACCUGCGCUGGUCCCGCUUCGCCCGGGUGCUGCUCACGCGCUCCAUCGCCGUCACCCCCACCCUCUUCGUCGCCAUCUUCCAGGACGUCGAGCACCUCACGGGCAUGAACGACUUCCUGAACGUCCUCAUGAGCCUCCAGCUCCCGUUCGCGCUGAUCCCGGUGCUCACCUUCACCAGCCUGCCCAGUGUCAUGCACGACUUCGCCAACGGCCUGUUCUGGAGGGUGGCUGGGGGCCUCCUGAUCCUCCUCAUCUGUGCCAUCAACAUGUACUUCGUGGUGGCCUACGUCAUGGCCCUCAACCACCUGGGCCUGUACAUUGGGGCCGCCGUGCUCAGCGUUGUCUACCUGUCCUUCGUGGCGUACCUGACGUGGCUGUGCCUCAUUGCCCUGGGCGCCUCCUUCCUGGCCUGCGGGAACACGGUAAGCGUCACCCGGACCCUGCACCCGGAGCAGCCGCCCUCCCACCCCCCCAAGUAGCCGGGGGUGGGGGGCUGGACCUCAGCAGCCGCCACCGGAGCCGGGUUCCCCGGGGCCACGGACGCGCGCGGGAGGACGCGGAGCGCCCGGCGCUGCCGGAAUCCUCGGGGGCCGGGCGUUCCUUUGCUGAUCCCCCAAAUCAUCCCCGCAUGGGAGACACAGCUGGGGAGGGGCUCAGGGGCACAGCAGCAGCCUGACCCCUCCCAGUUUUGUUUUAAAUCCCUGUAAAUUCCUCAUCCCGGAGCGUUUGACCCCCCCCCCCCCGUAGCACAAACACUGAGCUCCAGGAACGCUGCUCUGGCACAGACCUGGAUAAAAUAGGCAAAUAAGCUAAAAAAGCCCCAAAUGCCCUUUUGGGUGAUGUUUGGGGAUGCUGCUGGCACUGGGUGUGGGGUGACACUACGGCUGGAUCUACCUCUGCUGCCCCAGCCUGACCUGAUUUGGUACUUUUUCGCUGGAAAACACUUCCCAUUCCCAGUGGGGAUCCCACGAGGAGGGGAAACCUGAGCAUUAAUAUUGACACUACUGGUUUUUAAUGGCCCAGUGUGGGAUUUUGGGGUCAGCAAAGGAAACGAGUUUGUGGUUAUUUAUGAUUUUAUGACUUUAUUCCUUGUGAUGUGUGGAAAUACUCUUGGAGUUCUCAAAAAUCCCUGGAUUAUAACUCAAAAUCAGGCUGUGGAGGCUCCAAGAGCCUUUUCCAGGGGUUUCUUUGCUGCUCUCACUUGUCCUGGAUUUAAGUCCCUCCUGUCAUCCCCCUUUUGUUUAACGAGUUUUGGAAGAAGCUUUGCCAGGAAUGCGACCUGAGUGGGUUGGGAUGGAGGGAACAGGGUGUCCUUAGGAUCUCCCAGGGGCAUUUUGGGGCCCCAUCUUGCCUGUUGGGGUGGAUUUGGAUCUUUGGAUCAUGGAAAUUGGGUGUCAGAAGCUCAAAUUGGGGUUAUUUGGGGAAAAUUCCCUUCUCUGUCCGGCUGGAGCUGCGAGGGGGGCGCAGCUCCGUGGGUUUAGAUCCCAAAGCACUUAAUGGAUCUGCAGGAUGGAGCAGGGGUGGGUGGGGGGUCCCAAAACACCUCCCCUGGGACCAGGCCAGAGCGUUCCAGCCCUGAGGGGAGGGGCUCCUGCCCAGACCAGUCCUGGUUUAUUUGGGAUCCCUGGGUCAGGGCUGCCCAGUGGGUAACCAGGCCUCCAUGGAAUUCCCUUUGCAUUUUCCCUGCACUCCCAGUCCCAGGCAGGGAAUUCUCUCUGAAAUAAAAUCCCUGCAGUGUCCAACUCUUGGGAAUGCCGCCCUGACGCUGGUUUGGGAUCUGGACACUGGAUUUGGGAUGUGGUCAUGGGGAUUUCUUCCCCAUGGAUCAGAGCAGGUCAGGGCAGCCCCUCCUGCUCUGAGCUUCUGUAGAGUUUUAUCCAUCACUGCCCGAGCUCUGGGGCUAUUCCCUGGUGCCCAGGACACAUUCCAGGGGAUGAAGGUGAAAACACUCAGAGCCCUGCAGGAAAACCCCCCUUUGAUUUGAGGCAGGAUCACAUCCCUCUUCCCACCCUUUCCCAAACCAGCUGAGACUUGCAGCUCCCCCUGACCACAGUGGAUUCCCAGUUUCCAUGUUUUUACCCCAGAAUUCCAGCAGGAUUUAACCCCGUAGUGUAACCUUUGUAGGUUUUACACCCACUCCCACAACACAGCAGCUGUGGGAAUUGCAGGGUGGGGGGAUGGGGGGCUGGACUAGAGGUGGGCUCAGGCUUUGGAAUCCCGCUGUACCACCCCCCAGCUUUCCUGGGUUGGGAAUUCUGCCUUGGGAGGGGUCAGCUCUCCUGGCUGGAGCACUGACUGUGCAUGGAGCCUCUGGAUCGGGUCCCUGUCUGGGGCCUCUGCUCCUCGCUGCACUAAUUUGGGGUUUUCCCUUGGUCCUGGUUGUACGAACCCCCUUCGCCAUUAAAACAUGGAGACUUUUCCAA